Plectropomus leopardus (leopard coralgrouper) is the source of this 5655-nucleotide messenger RNA. RefSeq names its product cell adhesion molecule L1-like b (gene chl1b). Lineage: Eukaryota; Metazoa; Chordata; Actinopteri; Perciformes; Serranidae. Gene Ontology annotation, molecular function: cell-cell adhesion mediator activity. Gene Ontology annotation, biological process: axon guidance; cell-cell adhesion; brain development. Gene Ontology annotation, cellular component: axon; plasma membrane. The record is from RefSeq and is a predicted model, not a curated record.
GGAAAAAUUCAACUUUCUGAAGGGCUGUCGCGACAUGAGUUGCUGCUGAGGGUACCGCAUCUUCGGCGUGCCAGAGAAAUGAACUGAGAACUGAGUAGGAGAGAACACUCGUUUCCUGAGGACGUCUGAGAUUUAAACAGAAACCAUGAGGUUGCAGAGGAGCCCGGGACUGGUCACCGUGCUGGGCUUGAUCACCUGUUUUUGUGCCUUUCAUACGACUACAGCCAUUGAUAUCCCACUGGAGGUUUUAGGUCAUGUAAACAUUGAGCAGCUGCCUGACAUCACAGCUCAGUCGCCCAGCUCUCUCAUCGCCUUCCCUUUUGAUGAGAGCUUCCCCAUGACGUGUGAAGCCAAAGGGAAUCCCGAGCCAGAAUUCAGAUGGACAAAGAAUGGCCAGGAAUUCGACCCGUCUCUAGACCCCCGGCUGAUGAAAGAGGAGAAUUCUGGGACCUUUGUGAUACCCAAUAAUGGGAACCUUACAGAGUACCAGGGAACCUAUCGCUGUUACGCCUCAAAUAAACUGGGGACCGCCAUAUCGAAGGAGAUUGACUUCAUUGUGCCCCAUGUUCCAAAAUUUCCAAAAGAAAUAAUUGAUCCUGUUGUUGUGGAGGAAGGCCAGCCUUUUGUUUUAGAAUGCAAUCCGCCAAAAGGAAUACCUCCCCUCCAGAUUUACUGGAUGACUAUCAAUCUCCAGCACAUAGAGCAGGACGAGAGGGUUUCUAUGGGCUUGAACGGAGACCUUUACUUCUCCCACGCCGUGGAGAAGGACAGCAGGAGAGACUACUGCUGCUUCGCCGCCUUCCCGAGAAUACGAACUAUCGUUCAGAAGACAGCCAUGUCUGUCGUCGUGAAGACAAAAAAAAGUGACAUGAGUCCUGAAAGUGCUAAUGCCAUCCUUGCGAGAAAACCUUCUCUUUUGACGCCCUCUAGUGGCGAAUCAGUGACACAGCUUGUAAAGGGAGAAGACUUGAAACUGGAGUGUAUUGCUGAGGGAUUUCCGACUCCACAGGUUGAGUGGGUGAAGAUGGGUCAUAAACUCCCCACUAAAGCAAAACUGGAGAAUCAUGGGAAAUUGCUGAUUGUGCCCAGAGUUGAACAGGAGGACGGUGGGAAGUACAUGUGCAAGGCAAAGAACACACUUGGGCACGUUGUCCAUUACUUCAGCGUGACAGUAGAAGAGCCUCCUGAGUGGGUGGUUGAGCCUGAGAGUCAGCUCAGUAUGAUCGGCUCAGACGUGCUCAUCAAGUGCUCUGCCACUGGGACUCCUCAGCCGACGAUAACGUGGAGGGUGAACGGUGAACCUCUGCAGGGGUCCUCCACAGCCAACAGGAAGGUGUUUGAUGACACAAUCGUUUUACGUAACGCCAAACCGUCUGACAGUGCAGUCUAUCAGUGUGAGGCCUCCAACAAACAUGGAACCCUUCUGUCAAAUGCGAACAUCAUGAUUAUGAAUCUGCCCCCCAUGAUUUUGACCAGGGAGGGGGAGGAUUACUCUGCUGUGGAGGGGAAAGGAGUGAUGAUGCACUGCAAAGUCUUCAGCUCUCCUCCUUCUACAAUCACUUGGAGCAAAGACGACUCCUCUGAAUCCGUGGAGGGACCGAGGUACACCAUUCACGACAACGGGUCGCUGGAGAUCCUCAGCAUAGAAAAAGAAGACACGGGACAGUACACGUGUCUAGCUAAAAACAAAGAGGGAUCAUCGGCCAUUGACGCCAUGCUCUAUGUGAAAGAUCCCACUAGAAUAGUGGCGGCCCAGAAGGACCUGCAGAUCUUAAUAGGUACCACGGCCCAGCUCUCAUGCCUCGCAGAGUACGACAAGUCCUUCAGCAAUGACUUUGAGCUCCUGUGGGAAAAAGAUGAUAUGGAGAUAACCCUAAACUACACUGAGAAUUCAAGAUACUUUGUGGAGGAUGGUAUUCUGCAGAUUAUCAAUGUAAGCCACAGGGACCAGGGCGUGUACACAUGUGUGGCUAAAACUCCAGUGGACAGAGACUCGGCCUCUGCUCUGCUCAUGGUGUUAGACGUCCCCGAUGCUCCUGAGUACUUGGUAAUGUCUGAACACAAGAGCAAAAGUGUGAAACUGAAAUGGAUCCCCGGGGACGAUCACAACAGCUCCACUACAGAGUUUAUUAUCGAGUAUGAGGAAAGCCAGUGGGAGCCGGGGAACUGGAAGGAGCUGCUCCGAGUACCGGGGAACCACAACUCGGCCGUGCUCAAGCUCCACGGCCACGUCGACUACAGCUUCCGCGUGUCUGGCGUUAACACCGUAGGAAGGGGUCGUCCCAGCGAGCCAUCUGAGAGAUACAAACCGCCGCCAGCAGCUCCUGACAAGAACCCUGAAAAUAUCAAAAUCGAAGGUCAUUUACCACAUGAAAUGGAUAUCAACUGGGAGCCCCUGUUACCCAUCGAGCACAACGGUCCCGGUUUGGAGUAUAAGGUGAGUUACAGGAGACAGGACAUGGAGGAGGACUGGAAGGAGCACAUGGUGAGGAGACACUCGUUUGUGGUGAAGAACACGCCCACGUUCGUGCCCUACGAGAUCAAGAUCCAAGCCAGGAACCAUCAGGGCUGGGGACCCGAGCCCAAGAUAGUGACGGGCUACUCAGGAGAGGACUUUCCCUCUGCUGCGCCUGACGAUGUUGCUGUGGAGGUGAUGAACAGCUCAGUGGUCAAGGUUAGCUGGACGCGUGUACACAAGGACAAGUUACAUGGACAUCUGGGAGGCUACAGGCUAAACUGGUGGCGUCUGCGCAGUCUGGUGGACUCAAAGAAAAACCAUGGAGUCAAACAUACGCUAACGUUCCCCGGGGACCGAAACCACGCCACAGUACCGGGACUGACGCCCUUCUCUGAGUACAGCCUCAUCGUCAUGACCUUCAACGGGCGGGGCAACGGCCCCGGCAGCCACCCCCUCAACUUCAAAACCCCAGAGGGAGUCCCGGAGAAAAAUCCUGUUUUCAGGGUCACAGAUGUACAGAAGCACACAGUCUCUCUGGUCUGGGCCCCGCCGCUGGAGCCUAAUGGGAUUCUCACCGGGUACCUCCUCGAGUAUCAGCUCAUCAACGACACAGAGGAGGUGGGGCCCCUGCAGACUGUAGACAUCAGCAACCCCGACACCACCAAGUGGAUCCUGCGCGACUUGGAGCCUCUGAGCAAGUACAAGUUCUACCUGCGCUCCUGCACCACAGUUGGCUGCGGGCCCAUUGUCAGCGAGGAGUGCACCACCACGCUAGAAACAAGUCUGGCCAGCGUCCACGGAGGAAUAUCCACCCAGGGCUGGUUUAUCGGCCUGAUGUGUGCCAUCGCUCUCCUCACGCUCAUGGUGUUGAUCGCCUGCUUUGUCAACAGAAACAAAGGAGGGAAGUACUCCGUGAAAGAAAAAGAAGACCUCCACCCAGACGUGGAGUCCCAGGGCAUGAAUGACGACACAUUUUGUGAAUACAGUGACAACGACGAGAAGCCACUGAAGGGCAGCCAACACUCACUGAGCAGAGAGAUCAAAGCAGGGGACAGCGGAGACAGCCUGGUGGACUACGGCGACGAGGAUGCUCAGUUCAACGAGGACGGCUCCUUUAUUGGCGAGUACGCCGGGCGAAAGGAGAAAAGGGCGUCUGCUGAGAUCAAAGCCACCAUUCAGACCCCGGCGUGAGGAACGGAACGGCCAUCCAUCCUCUCCCGGACAACGUUUUCAUUAAACCUGCUGCGAGGAACAAAUGAAAGAGGACACAGACAUUAUCCAUACCGAGCACAAGUUUUGUGUCAAAUGUAAUGCGUCAUUGCCAACUGCACACUGCCACCGUCAUUUUAUAAAGCUCUGUUUUGUCAAGUUGCAACAGACGACCAUUACUAAAUACUGUGUAUAUAUAGUGUAUAUUGUAUGUGCGGAGUGUCGUUUUUUUUAUAAUUAUUAUUACACACAAAAUGUAGAGGGCUUGGAUUUUCUUUUUAUUAUGUCCAUUACUUCAGCUGCAGUGCCGUUUGUAGAAAUGUUAGGACAUUUCACUCUCCAUUGCACAUCGUUAUAUGCAGCUCUGCCUCUGAUGUCAUCUUGUAGCAGACCACAGAUACAGGAAGUGGGGAUAUCAAGUUGAUAUUUUUCAAUUGGAGCAUAUGUUACUGACCUUUUCUAUUUGAAAGUGAUUCAUUAAAUAUGAUGUAAGAUGUGUAUAAAGGUUGCCUAUUAACUUAUUUUUUUUUCCACUGGUUUUGUACCUGACAAAGUAACAAUGACAUUUACAUAUCAUAAACAGUGAUUCUAGAGUCAUGAAUCUCCCUGUGAUGUUGGAGAAUAAGAUAAGAAGAAGUUUAGUAUUUUGAUCCAUUGGACAGUUUGAAUUACAGACCUCAGUCUGUGCUUACUGUUACAGCUCCAUUAACUGCUACAGUAUGAAAAUAUCUUGGAAAUGUAAUCAGUUAUAAUUUGCGAUUUAUCUGAUUUUUAGAAUUAUAGUAAACCAAUCAUUUACCUUUUUAAAAAAAAUCUAAAUUUGUAUUAAAACUACCAGUACACUGUUGAAUCCAGUUUAUAGACAAAAUAUUUUACAAUGCAACUCUUUGCCAAUAGCUGGUGCUGCAAAUGAAGUUGCUCUGAAAACACAAUCCACAGUCUUUAUAGGAAUAGUUUGACUUAUUGGGAAAUUGGCGUUGGAAUUUAUACCACUCUCAUGUCAACAGUAAAUAUGUAGCACUCAGUUAGCUUAGCAAUAAGCCUGGAGACCAAGGGUCAACUUACGGGGCUAAAAAAAAAGGAAGUCAAUGCAGAAGUGCCAAAAACUGCAGUUCCGCUAAUAGCCAUUAGAGGCUGGCUCCAAAAGCGAGUCAAUCCACAUUGUCCCCACGUUAAAAUGCCCAACUUUACAGCACAAGUUUACAGCAUGAUGCCAAAGCACAGUUUUGGUCACUAAAGUUAAUUUCUCCAUUUUGAAAAACUGUGCGUUAAGUAAAUUUUUGUAUAACUUAAGUUACGUAUAGUUCAGGGUGUUUCAUAGUGAAUGGAAAGAAUGGCCCACCUUACUCUGCCUUCGCUGCCUCUCUUUGGCUUACCCAGACAUUCUUACAUUAACCCUAACCAUUCCCACUCCUCUUGCCUAUGCCGAACCAAUCCAACCAACAAGAGCAACGAGCACAGGCCAGUCAUAGCAAGGGUAGGAAGGGUCAUUCCUUCGCUAGAAUUUGCAAAUUUGUCUCCUCCGCAGCUCCACCCUUUUGUCUCAAUAUGUUCAAUUCUGGCUCCAGAAAAAAACCCAAGAUGACGACAGCCAAGAGGCCAAACUCCAAGUUUCAAAAAAGGAGCCCAAAAAUCAAUGGGUGAUGUCACAGUAGCUACAGCCAAUAUUUCCAUUAAUCUAUGCUGGAAACACUAGUCGCAAAGCUACAGCUUAGCAGCUGGUUAGCUUAAUUUAGCGUAGAGACUGGAAACAAUAGUCUCAAAGGUUUAAAGAAAAAAAUCUUAUUGGCAAAAUUAUGUACCCCAAAACAGCAAACUAUUCCCAUAAGGCAGUUUUCCACUGAUUUAGUAUUGUAAUUCUAUAAUGUUGUGGGAUAUCUGGUGAAAUAUGUAAAAAGAAAAAAAAGGGUUAAAAACAGCAGCAGUCCCUAGUUUAGCUUGAGUUCCCAGAAUCCUACACCUCCCAUUAUUGAUCUUUCUCUCAUCAG